Molecule: messenger RNA, 2082 nt
Organism: Salmo salar (Atlantic salmon)
Lineage: Eukaryota; Metazoa; Chordata; Actinopteri; Salmoniformes; Salmonidae
Product: angiopoietin-related protein 2
Biological process (GO): blood coagulation
Source: RefSeq, a predicted model, not a curated record
UGUGUCAGAGCAUUUUUCAUCAUGUAAAUGCACUGAGAGAGAGAGAGAGCGCAAAAGAGAGAGAAGGAGAGUGAGAGACAGGGGAGGGAGAGCGAAAGGAGAGAAAGAAAAGGGGAGUUAAGGGGGGCAGCAGAAAAAGAUUGUCUCAGAGUUGUCAGCAGAAGUGAUGGAUUCAGCACAGAGAAAGUGAUAGUCUUCUCCUACCGGGCUACAGAGAGCACACUGACCAGACGAUGCUGCUCUCUCACUGCCUCUGAGGAAACUACUCAUUACAUCUAACACAUUUGGAUGUAUUCUCUUUUAAUUGUCAACUAUUGAGUGACAGGGUUUACUCAGGUGCCAAAGAGCAAGUGAUCCAGAGAGAGAGGGACAGCCCCAAGCAGCUUUUACACAGACUGGUGAUGACUUUCUUCAAGGGGACACGUCAAUCAGUGUUGCCGGGAGGGCAAGGGAACUGAAGGGAUAACAAGCUACAGUCUACAAUUAUCUGGUGUGUGUGAGUGAGAGCCCUUCCCAGACUGAUGGAGCUCCCCGUGGUGCUGCUGUUCCUAGUGUAUGGUCUUGUCUCUGGAGCCCAGCAGCCCCAGGGUCAGGGGAACCCUCAGGAGAGCAACCCCCAGGCCAGGAGCAAGGAAAGGGAGAGCAGUGAGGAUGGCCUGGAGAGAGAGUUCCUGUAUGCUGGGCAGAGGAGCAGGCGAGCCCCCGCCGAACCCCAGCAGCCUGACAAGUGUUCCUACACCUUCAUCGUUCCCCAGCAGAAGGUGACAGGGGCCAUCUGUGUGAACCGCAAGGAGCCGGAUGCAGCGUUGGAGAACCGCGUCAACAAGCAGGAGCUGGAGCUGCUGAACGUGGAGCUGCAGAAGCAGAAGAUGCAGAUCGAGACGCUGCAGCAGCUGGUUGAGGUGGACGGAGGCAUCGUCAACGAGGUCAAGCUGCUGAGGAAGGAGAGCAGGAACAUGAACUCUAGGGUGACCCAGCUCUACAUGCAGCUGCUACACGAGAUCAUCAGGAAGAGGGACAACGCCCUGGAGCUGUCCCAGAUGGAGAACCGCAUCCUCAACCAGACCUCGGAGAUGCAGCAGCUCACUAACCGCUACAAGGACCUGGAGCACAAGUACCAGCACCUGGCCUCUCUGGCCAACAACCAGUCGGUCCUCAUUACCCUGCUGGAGGAGCAGUGCCAGGGUCGGUCUGUCAGCCCCCCUCGCCCUGUUCCCGUCCCCCAGCCAAGGCCACAGCCCCCACCUGCACCAUCACCACCCAUCAACAAGCCCUACCAACCUCCCACCUACCCACGCCUCACCAACCAGAUCACCAAUGAGAUUCAGAGUGACCAGAAGUCUGUACUGCCUGUCAUUCCUACCAUGCCCAGCGGCACAGGCAGCCCCUCUAUCACUUCCAAACCCUCUGGGCCAUGGAAGGACUGCCUACAGGCCCUUGAGGAUGGCCACACGGCCAGUGGCAUGUACCUGGUGAAGCCAGAGAAUGCCAACAAACUAAUGCAGGUGUGGUGUGACCAGAGACAUGACCCUGGUGGCUGGACCGUCAUCCAGAGGAGACUGGACGGCUCAGUGAACUUCUUCAGGAACUGGGAGACUUACAAGCAAGGCUUUGGGAACAUCGAUGGAGAGUAUUGGCUGGGCCUGGAGAACAUCUACUGGCUGACCAACCAGAGGAACUACAAGCUGCUGGUGACUCUGGAAGACUGGUCUGGCAGGAAGGUGUUUGCAGAGUACGCCAGCUUCAGGCUGGAGCCUGAGGCAGACUUCUACAAGCUCAGGGUGGGCCGCUACCAUGGCAACGCCGGAGACUCCCUCACCUGGCACAAUGGCAAACAGUUCACUACGCUGGACAGAGACCAUGAUGCGUAUACAGGUAACUGUGCCCACUACCAGAAGGGAGGCUGGUGGUACAACGCAUGUGCCCAUUCUAACCUCAACGGAGUAUGGUACAGAGGAGGACACUACCGCAGUCGCUACCAAGAUGGAGUCUACUGGGCUGAAUUCAGAGGAGGUGCCUACUCCCUGAAGAAAGUAUCUAUGAUGAUAAGACCGAACCCAAACACCUUUCAUUAAAUAUCCA